This is a messenger RNA of Sclerotinia borealis F-4128, 2520 nucleotides long. Lineage: Eukaryota; Fungi; Ascomycota; Leotiomycetes; Helotiales; Sclerotiniaceae. The record is from the annotation of a GenBank genome assembly.
AUGGCCGAACAAGAUACACAUGCCUCUCAUUUUGGAGGUCAUCCUAUUCGCACUGAGAAAAUAACUGAGAAGGUAUCAGGAUGGACUGUGGCAAGUCUAGGCAAAGCAUCAACAAACAACAUACCCAAUUCUGCCCCCUCUGAACAAGAUCGCUUUGGAUCUAACUCAUCCAUCAUCCCACCAUGGAAUACCGGGGUGAAUGCCACAGCAGUAGGACUGCUACAACGCAGUUUCCUUCCAGCUUUAACCACAAAUUCAACCCUCUCACUCAUCUCAUACACCAUCGCCCGUCUCACAAACCGUUUUGAUCUCAAAGAUGUUUUCUGGCCACUAGGCCCUCUCAUCACUUCCUGGACCGUCGCACUUCAACGACAUAACUUUGAUAUAUCACAAACAUGGUCUAAUCUGGGAUAUCCUCAAAAGGUGGUCCUGGCAGGUCUAACAGCCUGGUCAGUCCGUCUCUUUUACCACAUCACAUCUCGAGCUAUUUCUCGCGGCCAAGACGAUGCACGCUAUACUUCUCAGCAAAAAACUCCUGACUUUUGGAAUAAAUCACUUUUUUCAACGUUUCUUCCAGAAGCGUUGGUGCAGUCGAUUAUUGCCCUUCCUUUCACAAUGUGUCUCGCAGCGCCAGAAGUUCUUCUUGGAAAUCAACCACUUCCAGGUAACCCGGGAUAUCAAAUCGCUAACGCAGCUGGUGUUUUCCUCUUCACGACUGGUUUUGUAUUGGAGGCGGGUGCGGAUUGGCAGUUGGAGAGUCAUAAACAGGACCGGACUGUUGGGUUGUUGACAGAGGGUAUUUGGAGUAUUGUUAGACAUCCUAACUACCUAGGUGACACACUCCUCCACGCAUCUUUCCCACUUAUCCUCUACGGCGCUGGACUCUUUCAUCCUCUUAUGCUUCUUGCUCCUCUUGCCAACUACACAUUCUUGAGAUAUAUAGGAGGUCAGGGAGAGAAUGAGGUCGAAGUAAAGGAUUCGAGAAAAGUGAAGGAUCUCGAGAAAUAUAAGAGGGAGAAGAAUAGCUUUUGGCCGGGUGUGGAUGAACUACAUAAUGAAUGGACUUGGACUGUUGUGGCUAUUGGAGCGGCGGGUGUGUUCGGGGAGUGGGGACUUAGGAAGUGUUUCUUAAGAGGGAUUGACCUCGCCAUAUAUGAUUACAAACACAGGGAUGGGGAUAUACAGUAUGAGCAUGGGAAAGAAGACUCUUCCUAUUUCUCUUUUUCACCAUUUCGCCAAGCGCAAAAGGUGCUCGUUAGUAAGGAAAGGAAGCAGAGGAAAGAAGGCAAAUCUGGAAUUUCGCUGUUUCAUUAUAAGAAACAUUCGAAGGGAUUUUUGAAGAAGAGAUUUAUGUUAAUAGAAGAGAGAGAGAGCGAAGUGCAGGAUCAAUUGUUGAAGGAACAGUUUGCGGAAGAUUCAAGGAUUAUUAGGGAGGGGAUAAUGUCUGAGGCGGGUGGGAGUUCGAGUGGGAGUGAUGGGAAGGGCUCGGGAUUGGAUGCGGGUUUGAGUGAGGGUGUGAAUGCGAAUGUCCAGGAGAGGGAUAGGGAUGGAGGCGGAAGUCAGAGUGUUGUUGGGGGUGGGUAUGCGGGGUUUGCGAGUGGAGGUUUGGGUUCAGGUAAUGGUUAUGGUGCUGGUAUUGGUAUUGGUAGUGGGAAUUUUCGGGGAAGAGAGCCGAAACUUGAGGAGAAUGAGGUGGUUUUAGAGGGACCUUUGGUGGCAUUGAAAGCAGCACUCCUCGCAGGAAGAUUCUCCGACUUGACCAUCUUUCAUGGUGUUCGUGUAUGGAAUGCGCAUAAAGUGGUUGUGUGUUCUCAAUCGGCGGUUUUGGAGAGUAUGAUUGAUAAUACUGGGGUUUCUGAUAUGUUCGGAAACCCAACCAAACCCAGCAUCCUCAACCUCUCCUCCUUCCCCCUCGACUCCAUCACCGCACUCAUGGAAUACCUCUACACAUCCGCCUAUUCGAUCCCUUCACCCACCGGUAAUUCCUCCCCCUCAACAUCAACCUACGCCUCCGGCCCCUCCUAUUCCCUACCUCUACACGAACAAAUCUUCUAUCUCGCCGUGCACCUACAAAUCCCCGCGUUGGAAACCCUGGCCGCGGCUUCUUUUCGCCAUACACUCAAUACGCAAAUCUCAAACCUCGAUGUAUAUUUCGCAUCCAUAACACGCAUCUAUGGGAAAACUACAGAGAGCAAUCCAGGAUUAAGAAAUGCGUUGGUGGAGGCGGCGGUGCAGGAAUUGGGGGGGUUACUAGGGGAUGAUAGAUUGAGGGAUACUCUUUGGGGUGCGAUGGGCAAGAAUAGAGAGUUUUGGGAGGGGGUAUUGAGGUUUUUGGGUACGGGGAGAGAUGUAGAGGUUAGGGAGGUGGUGAGGGAAGUGAGGGUUCCGGUGGAGGUGGAGGUGGAAGUGGAGAGUAAGAGGAUUUUGUGUGAGCAGUGUGGUCCGUGUGAAAAGGAAGAGUAUGUUAUUGCAUGUGCUUGUCGGGGCUGUGGGGAGGAUAAGGUGAUUAAACUUUUUUAG